This is a messenger RNA of Podarcis lilfordi (Lilford's wall lizard), 9442 nucleotides long. The record is from the annotation of a GenBank genome assembly. NCBI's taxonomy places the organism in Eukaryota, Metazoa, Chordata, Lepidosauria, Squamata, Lacertidae.
GAGGCUGGGUGAUGUUCAGGCUGGGAGGGGCAAAGCUUGGGGGAAGGAAGAUCAGGUUGCACACCGGACUUCCGGACAGAGGUGUGGUUAUGGAGAUGGGAAUUAGCCUUGUGGGUUGAUAGGAAUAACUGGGAUGGGAGGCACAUUGCAGGCCCUGUGGGGAGGGCCAUGGAGCCAGUAGUUGUGUCUCAAUCUGGAAAGACACAAAGGCUUCACGUGCUGAAUCUGAAGCCAUGGCCUUCAGGACCUGAAAACCUGAAAACAGACCUCCGGCACCCUUGGAGCCUCUUGCUCCUUGGGGACUGGGGUGCAUAACUAAAAUAUGUAAUGAAACUAACACAACACAUACUGAUUAAAACAGGGGACUCAUGUCAACAGAUUGGGGCUGAUCAAUGUGUGAGGCAAAAUGCUAGAUGAGUCUUUCCAGGGAUCUUCUAAUAUUCUGAAGAACUUUAGAAGAGCUCACUGGAUCAGGCCAAUGACAUCCUGUUCUUAACCGAGGUGAACCAAAUCACCAUGGGAAACCUGAGCACAACAGCGCUCCCUGUUCCUAUUGUUUCCAGCAACUGACAUUCAGAAGCAUUACUGCAUUCAACCAUGGAAGCAGAGAGUAGUCACCAUGACCAGUAGUCAUCAGUGGCCUUCUUCUGAUAAACUUGUGUCUUUGCCUACAUCUUACACUUGACUGGGAGUCUCCGAUUCAGAUUUCUUGCCAAUGACCUCUUCUCAUCUUUAUUCUGUGUCCCACCCCCCACCAGCAGGAAUGACUUGCAAUACAGCUUCGCUAUCUGGGAGCAAGUAGGAGUGCAAUGAUGAAUUCACCUUGGGACAAAGAUGAUGAUAUCGUUGGAGAGGAACACAAGUCUUUGAAUCAGUACAUACGAGAGGGUAGGUCCCUCGAUAUCUGAGAUAUGGCUGGGCAAGAUUUUUUUACCAUCUAUUUCAUGUUCACUCAGAAGCAAGCUUUGUUGUGUUCAGUGGGGCUUAUUUCCUAGUACAGUGGUACCUCGGGUUAAGAACUUUAAUUCGUUCUGGAGGUCUGUUCUUAACCUGAAACUGCUCUUAACCUGAGGUACCACUUUAGCUAAUGGGGCCUCCCGCUGCCACCGUGCCACUGUUGCACCAUUUCUGUUCUCAUCCUGAAGCAAAGUUGUUAACCUGAGGUACUAUUUCUGGGUCUGUAACCUGAAGCAUCUGUAACCUGAGGUACUACUGUAGCUGCGUUUUAAGGAAUGCUGCCCAUAGCAAUGGAACCUUUUCUUUUUCUUCAUUUUCUUUUCUCGAAAUAUGUUUAUUGAUACGUGUCCAAAGAUAUACAAAAAAUCAUAUCUAUUGCAUAGUAUCCUUUUAUAAUACACUGAAAUAUUUCAUCUGAAAAAGAACAGAGGUGGGAAGAAUAUUUUAAAAAGUGUGGGGGAGGGAGAAAUAAAGGUAGAAAGAAGAAACGUUGGAAGGGAAAAGAAUAGGGAGAAUAGAGAAAAAUAAAAAGACCUUUAGUUCUCUGUCCUGCAGCUACAUAUAGUAUUCACACAUUAACACCUGACCAUUCUAUUUUCUAUAAACUGGUAUUUUUUUCAAUCUUCAAAUGUAGAUAUUACGAGUUCAUUUCCUCUUUCACACAAAAAAGUCCACAAGAAGUUUCCAGUCCUUCAUAAAUGUCAAUAAUGAUUUUUCUCCAAUUAAACACAUUGUGGAAACUUUUUAAUGGAAUGGGAACAUCCAUUCCAUUCUUGGACCACAUUACUUAAUGCAGAAAUUCAGCUUGGUGCACGUGUUAAUGUGAAGCAACCACACUUGCAGCUUCCUGAAACAGUAUGCAAAGCAAGGAGCAGCUGUCCUUUCAUGUUUGCACUUCUCCAAAUGUUGUGAUUUUUCUGCCAGCAACAGGGGAAAAAAGCAUUUAAUAUGUGUAGACUAUAGCGAAGUGUGCAUAGCGAAUCAUGCAUAAGUAUUAAUAACCAGUGCUUUUCCCCCCUAAAAAAAAUGUUCGGGGGUUACUCUCAUUUUGACUCAAGAAAACACCAUUUUAUAGUUCAAAUUGGGGAAAAUAAAUACAGUAAAUGGACAAAAGUACGAAGAUUCACAAAAUGUUUAGGGAUAUGAGUGCCUUUGCUUUCCCCCAGGAAGGAAGCACUGUUAAUAACAUACCAAAAAAUGCAUUCUGUUUGGGAGAAAUUAUUUGCAAAAAUUUACAUAUUACACAAGAUAUGCAGCAAAAAUAGCCCCAAAGUGUGUAUAUUAGGAGAAAAUGCUGAUCAAUUCCAAUGCAGGCUUACAACAAAAUGGCAAGCUUGCUCAGUGUUGAACUUAAGAGUGGGAAAAUCGAGAAGCGGAGAGAAACUAAAUUUGUCGGAUUCUGCCAUCCCUGCUCUCCAGUGGUGAAUCCCAGCCUUCUCUCUGCCUCUACAACAACUUCCACUGCCCUGACCCAUCUGAUAUUGAAGCUGCAAUGUUGUGUAUGCCUGGGAGAACCAAGAAACAUCUCAGAUCUGAAGGAUCGGAAAGCUGCAUAGCUGCCCUGGUUCCCUGACAUGCCAACAAACCAGAGAUGGCUUCCCAGUGGAAGCAAAACUGGUUGAUAAUAAUAAAUCAAUAAUAGUAAUCAUACUAACAUAUUUUUAAAAAAUCAAUUAUUAUUAUUUUAAAAACAGUUAAAAUCAUCUCUCCACCAGUGCUUUCAGGGUUGCCAGGAAUGGUUUAUUUCAGCCAUCAGAUAAGUGGGUGAAAAAGAAUCCUUUCAAUUUCCCGCUGAGAGUCAGUAAUGAAGGAGAGAGAUGUACCUCAUUGAGGAGGACAUUCCACAAAUGGGGAGUUGCCACUAAAAAGGCCCUGUCACAGGUCAAGGCCAAUUGGGCAGCCCCCACUGAUGGCACCACUAAUAAGGCUUCACUUUUGAUGGCUGUCUGCUCUGUCUCAUCAUAUACAUUCCCUCUCUUCCUAUAGGGCUGAAUCAUCUUCUCCAGGAACAGCUCCUCUGCGACACAACCAUCGUGGCCAAAGGCGAACGGUUCCCCUGUCACAGGUAUUUAUUUAUACAUUUUGGGGUUGCUAUUUGCCAUGCAGGCAAAGGGCCUGCUCUGGGUUUAGAAGGGCCCCUGGGCAAGACACUCUCCAUGUGGUUCCCUCUGCAUGUGACUUGAUUUCAUCACCACCUGCUCCUCUUCCUUGUAAUUACAGUGGCACCUCGGUUUAUGAACAGUCCUGUUUACGAACUAUUUGGUUUAUGAACUCUACAAAACCAGAAGUGGUGUCCUGGUUUGUGAACUUUACCUCGGUAUACGAAUGGAAGCCAAAUGGUGGAAGGGUACUGGUGGUGGGAGGCCUCAUUAGGGAAAGAACAGAUUUGGUUUAAGAACGGAUGCUUGCUAGGUCAGUGAACAAACAUGUAGUUUGUUUGCAUAAGAAGAUAAGAAGAAUGUGCUGGCCCAUCUCAUCUAGAGUCUUGUUCUCACACUGACCAGCAGAUGUCCCAAUGGGAAGCCUGCAGGCACAACCUGAAUGCAAGAGUAUUCUCCCCACUUGUGAUGAUAUUUAAAGGCAUACUUCCUCUGACAGUGGAGAAAGAAUAUAUCCAUCGGGGUUAGUUGCUACUGAUAGCAUUAUUGUAGUAACCUGCCCAGGGACCUUGUGGUGGAAGGCAGUGGGUAAGAAAUAAAAGAAUGGGGCUUGCAGUCCAAUGAGAUCUGGUGGUCCACUGGUUCACCAUUUCUGGAUUCGAAGCUUUCCCCAAUCUGGUGCCCUCCAGAUCUUGUUGGACUCCAAAUCAAUUCGGUCUAGCCAGCAUGCCUCAUGGUCAGGCAUGAUAGGAGUUGUAGUUGUAGCAACAUCGGAAGGUCCUUGGGACUUGACAUCCCUGGUUUAGGGCAACUCACAUGGAAUGCCCUGUUGACAUUCUUUGCUAUAUAGCUCUUUCCAGCAUAAUCCUGGAAAUUCUUGUGCCAGAGUACUUCCUAGAUCUACUCGCAUUGGGUCCUUCUCUACCAUGGUUGAAACAGCAUCCAUGUACUCAUGAGGUAUGGGGUGGUUAGGGUGCUGGACUCCAGUUCCCAUCAGCCAUAAUCACUAUCAGGUUUUUCCUACAACCAAGUGGGCAUAUACGUUUUAUGAAAUAUCAAACAAAAUAAAUUAUGGGACCUGUAGUCCACCAACAUCUGGAGGUUCUUAGGCCUCCCCAUCCCCAGUUUAGGGGAACUCCUAUAGAAUCAAACAAUGGUCAGAAGUGGGGUCAUCAUUCUUUUUUUUUUCAGGCUACAAGAGGCUGCAAUAAUUAGAAACAAAAUAUGGAAGCUGGUAGACACAGGAACAUUAGAAACUGCCUUAUACAAAGUCAGACCUUUGGUUUAUCUAGAUCAGGGUUGUCUACACUGUGAGUCAAUGCUUUUAAACUCGCUCAUAAAUGGUUUGGAGUUAGGGUUGAGCAGUGAGGUAGCCCAAGUCUGCUGACAGAGAUUCCACAUGGUUCAAGGUAGCUAAGGAAUGCUGAAUUAGAGAUUGAUACCCUGACCUCCUAAUGUUGAUACAUCCCUCCCUCCCUGUUGUUUAGGAUGCUCCUUGCUGCCAUCAACCCCUACUUCCGAGCCAUGUUCUCCAGCUCCUUCCGGGAGUCAAAGGAUGGAGAGGUUCUGCUGCAAGACAUGGAGCCCUCCAUUGUCCAAGCUGUGGUGAACUAUUACUACACGGAGGAGAUUGCGCUCGUGCCGGAGAUGGCUCAAGACCUGUUUGUAGCAGCCAGCAGGCUUCAAAUCCUUCCGCUGCUCGAGAGUUGCUCCAGGUAAUCCCUAAAUAAUGCCGCGUCUUUGAACAUUGGAAUCCUCUUUACUGCCUUAUACCAAGUUAGACCAUUGUUCCAUCUAUCUCAGUAUUGUCUCCACUGGCUGGCAGCAGCUCUCGAGCGUUUACAGAGUGAGGUUUCUUCUGACCUUAUCUGGAGAUUCUGGGAUCAAACCUUGGACUUGAUGCUCUGAGCUAUGGUCCGUCCCUAAAUAUGAAGCAAGAUUCUAGUCCUCCCAUUUGUGAACAAAGGGCUGGCUUAAUCAGGAAGCUGCUUUACAGUGAAUCAAAUCAUUGGCCGUCUAGCUUUGUACUGUGAACAGUGAAUGGCAGUGAUUGCUCUCCUGGGUUUCAGGCAGAAGUCUCUCCCAGCCCUACCUGAAGAUGCUGGGGAUUGAAUCUGGGAUCUUUCACUUGCAAAACAAAUCCUCCAGCCCUGGGCAAUGAUCCCCUUAGUGGGAAAUGCCCAUCUUGUUUUGUAUCGCUUGUCCAGGGAGUGACCUAUGCAACUCUCUCCGUUUGUUCUCACGUAGGGAAUUUAUUAAGUAAAAAGGCAACCAAUGUUCAAGCAAGACGAUACCCAUCUUCAUUGGUUGUACUGCAGUAAAGGAUGGUUCCAUAAAGGGAUGGGAACUGUAACAAACACAGGGUCUUUUCAGCUUUUAUGCCACCUCACACUCACCCAAUUAAUCAGACAAGGCACAACACAUUUGCCGUACAAUUAUUGCCAUGUUGUCCAUUACAUGUCAGCUAAGCCAGUGGCAGGUGGCAGGAUGCGGGUGGCGCUGUGGGUUAAACCACAGAGCCUAGGGCUUGCCGAUCAGAAGGUUGGCGGUUUGAAUCUCCACGACGGGGUGAGCUCCUGUUGCUCGGUCCCUGCUCCUGCCAACCUAGCAGUUCAAAAGAAUGCCAGUGGAAGUAGAUAAAUAGGUACCGCUCCAGCAGGAAGGUAAACGGCGUUUUUGUGCGCUGCUCUGGUUUGCCAGAAGCGGCUUAGUCAUGCUGGCCACAUGACCCAGAAGCUGUACACCGGCUCCCUCGGCCAGUAAAGCGAGAUGAACACUGCAACACCAGAGUUGUCCAUGACUGGACCUAAUGGUCAGGGGUCCCCUUUACCUUUACCUAAGCCAGUGACAUGACAUCUUUAUGAACCAGCCAAGUUAACAGCAUGGGUUGGUCAGUAGUACAAGCCGAUCAGAACAGUAAACAGGAGCAGAUUGCACGGAAAGUGUAUCUCCAUCUUCUCUGCCUCUAAUUGAUGUGAAAGGAGGACCCCUUUGAAAUAAGGCCUUUCUGCCUCUUCUGUAACUACAGUCAACCCCUGAUUUGCAUGGUAGUUGCAUUCCCGGUUAUUGCGCAUGAUGGUGGAGCAUGCAUAAGCCCACUCCUCCCUGUUAUGCCCAUGCCCCACCCUCUUCUGCCUCCUGUUCCACCCUCUUUUCUGGCUGCUUCCGGGUUGCCGCGAUACAUGCUUGCAUGGUCGUGCAUCAAUUGGACUCACAUAAAUCAGUUGUUGCCUGUACGUUCAAGCUAUUGCAGAUUCUGGGGAAGUGGAAUAUUAGGAAAGACAUUCCCUUCUCCAGUCAAGUGCAUUUCCAUCACAUGCUGAAGCAAUAGGGAUAGAUAAAUAUGUCCAUUUUCUCAGUUUCUUAGUUUUCCAACUGUCAGUUUGCCCCAUUUCUGUAUCAAAAUUUCCUUUUAUAAGCUUGCGGGAAAAUUGGCAGACCUUUUUUAAUGCCUUUCUCCUAGGUAUGCAUUUUGGUACACAAUUCUGUAUGCAUUUUUUUCCUUUUCUUUUGCAAGCAAUAAUGUAGAUGCCCCCUUUUGACGGGAGAACUGCUUCACACAAUUGUUGAAAAAUGGCUAUGUUUUCACUUUGCCUUUAGAUUCAAGAAGUGUAGAUUAGGUAGAUUGACUUUAAAGCAUGAACCAAAGUAAUUUCUCCCCCAUGAAUCAGGAGUGCCAUCUGCAGGGCUCAUGCACAAUUCCAGAUAAGAUGUAGUGUGCCAAAGAGUUGCAUUCAUAUUAUUCAGCCUGCACACUUGGAUUUUGCAAUUAUAUUCUGAUUACAGGCACAGAGUGGUUUAAAAGUCAACUUCUCUUCCCAGGAAACUCUAGGAAUUAUCGCUCUGGGAGGGGAAUAAUACUCUCUUAACAACUCUCUCAGUUUUUAAAUACAUUUUAUUUAUAGAUUUUUCAAAAACAAAAAAACAAAAAUAAAUUGUACAACUUUUUCAAAUUAACAUUCAAUUAGUAUUCGAAUUCCCUUCCAGCCCUCCAUGGUUUCCCCAAUUAUUCUAAUGUUGCUGUAUAUUAUAAUUAUUCUAUACAUUACCUCCUCCACAGUAUUCUCAGAUAUGUAUUUUACUGCUGUUCUUACUAUAAACCUGCUUGUGUUUCAACAUGUUGACAAUGAUUUUUAAAAAGUAAUCUACAAACAUUUUCCAAUCCUGCCGAGAAACAGUCUCAUCUUGAUCUCUAAUUUUACUACUUAGACUUGCUAAUUCAGCAUAUUCCAUCAGUUGGGUCUCCCAACAACUCUCAGCACCCUUAACAAACUGCACUUCCUAGGUUCUUUUUGGAGAAACUGUUUAAAUUCUCCCGAUGCUGCUUUAAAUAAUAUUAUGCAGAUGUGGCGAUACGUAUCUUGUCUAGCUCAUCUUCUGCAGCGGUGUGUCCUUUGUUAGCUGUGGUCUAAACCACUGAGCCUCUUGGGCUUGCCAAUCAGAAGGUUGGUGGUUUGAAUCCCCACGACGGAGUGAGCUCCUAUUGCUCUGUCCCAGCUCCUGUCAACUUACCAGUUCGAAAGCAUACCAGUGCAAGUAGAUAAAUAGGUAGCACUGUGGUGGGAAGGUAAAUGGCAUUUCCAUGUGCUCUGGUUUCUGUUACGGUGUCCUGUUCUGCCAGAAGCGGUUUAGUCAUGCUGGCCACAUGACCCAGAAGGCUGUGUGUGGAUAAACACCGGCUCCCUCGGCCUGAAAGCGAGAUGAACCCCAUAGUUGCCUUUGACUGGACCUAACCAUCCAGGGAUCCUUUACCUUUUUACCUUCCCAUCUGUCUGCCCCAGAUACCUCUUGGAACACAUCUCCCCAGAAAACUGCCUUUCGCUCUACCAACUGGGCUUCGCACACAGCGACCCUGAUCUCCUCCAAGAAGCCAAGAUCCUGGUCAACCUGCACUUCAAGCGCCUCUCCAUCGAGGACAAGACCUUCCCCAACUUGAACCCCAGCACCCUCAUUAGCAUCAUCUCCCUGGACAGUCUGGUGGUCUCUUCCGAACUCACCGUCUACCGGGCCGUGUGGCGCUGGGUGAUGGCCCAGAGCGCCAGCCGCCUGCCAUUCCUGGGGCAGCUCCUGACGCAUGUGCGCCUCCCGCUCUUGACCCAGGAGGAGCUGAGGGUGGUCCAGUCCGAGCUGAUGUGCUACAGGGACGUCCGCCUGCGGUGGAAGCGCUUCAACCGCCAGGAGAGGCUGCAGCGCAGCGGAGGCCUGCGAAGAGGGAUGUACUCCACCUGCAUCAUCUGCGUGGACCUCUUCAACAUGGAAGGCCCAGAACUGAAGACCAAGGACUUCCAGGUCGGCUGCUUUGACCCCCAGGCUGAAACGUGGGAAAAGAUGCCCCUGUUGAAAUGCCUGUAUUGCGCCCGCUGUGUGGCCGUCGGGGACAAGCUGUACGUCACCGGAGGGGUCCACACGGAUGACUCUUAUUCAGACACGAUGCAUGAGUACAGCCCCUUGAGGGGUCGCUGGACUCAGCUCCCUUCCAUGUCUGUGGCCAGGGCCUCCCACGGCUUCCUCGCCUGCAACCAGCAGCUGUUCGCCAUGGGUGGCUGGUGCAAGUACGAGGACUACCUCGACACAGCGGAGUGCUUCGACUUGGAGAGAAAGUUCUGGGCCCCAAUUAAAAGGAUGCCCUUUGCGCUCAGCCACUUUGCCUCGGCGGCGCUCAGGAACAAGCUCUACCUGGUCGGCGGCGUCACAGACACCGUCGGCUCGUGGUACGCUUCCCGGAAGGUCCUGAUCUACGAAGUGAGCUUUGACACGUGGAGUCAAGUGUACCUGGACAAUGAGUGCUACUGGUCUGGUGCUGUGGCCAUGAACAACGGGAUCUAUGUGAUCGGGGGCUACUUCCGGAGCCGGACGAGGCACAACGAGCGCUGGUCGGAAACAGGGAACCUGCGCUGCACCCGGAAGUGCUUCUUUCUGGGGGAAGAUGGCCAGGUGGACAGGAGAGUCACUAUCCCCAGGCUGCCCAUAGAGCUGGCGGGGGCCGGUGUGGUGCGCUGGAAGCACCGCAUUUACGUGCUGGGUGGGGAGAACACCUACAUGUAUAACAACCUGGAAGGAGAGAACGAAGAGGAAUAUUAUAACACUGUUUACUACUGGGAACUCGGAGCCACAAAGUGGGUCCAGUGCCAGGAGAGGCUGCCAUUCACCAGCUGGGGACUCAGCGGCUUUGGCUGCACCACCAUGAAGGUCCCCAAAAAGCCCAUUCUAGAGCUUUUCCGAAAGACGUCGGUUGCACUGACAGCCAUAGAGGUGGUGAACCCUUAGUGGAUGUGAGGCUCACAGACAGCUUGCAAAGUGGUUUCUACAGCAAUGAUCUGCCUGAGAAAACUGAAGGCACUUAACUCUCGAGAGGUAUAGAACAGAAGGACUAGUCAUUACCUACC